UACCCCACAGAGAUUACCCUCUUGUUCUGUAUACAAUACCCCAACACUUCUGUGAGUUCUGUGACGGUCAUGCCACAAAACCCUACACUUCUGUGAGUUCUGUAGCACAUCCCGUACCCUACAGAGAUUACCCUCCGGUUCUGUAACAGAUCCAAUACCCCACAGACAUUACCCGUACCCUACAGAACCUAACCUUNUACCCUCUUGUUCUGUAUACAAUACCCCAACACUUCUGUGAGUUCUGUGACGGUCAUGCCACAAAACCCUACACUUCUAGCGAGAUCUGUGCACCACGCGGAACACAUGUUUAUAAAUCGGCACAGCCCGCAUGCAGUUGCAUAAGCAUGAGAGGUGGUGCCAAUGGUCCAAGCCUAAUCCUUCCGCUCAAGCAACGAGCCGUGUGAUAACAAGUCGGUGACAAAGAAGAUGGUGACAGCUUGUCAAUCCUGUGCUUUGCCGUUCAGGUGAAACUGGCCGGCACGGUGGGCGUGCGGGUGGAGGAGCUCACGCCCCACCGAUCCGUCGUGAAAGUUGCCAACGUGCGACGAGUGCAGAACCACCUCGGGAGCGUGCACGCGCGCGGCAUGGCUCUCGCCUCGGAAUCAGCCACGGGAAUCCUGGUCGGCAUGAGCGUGGCCGACAGCCGGUUGCGCCUGUGCAAGAGCAUGGCGAUCGAUUUCACAAGGCUGUCGCAAGCGAAGAGCAGCUCGCCGCCGUUCGAGACCAGGAAAAGGGGGAGGCGAAUGUACAGGUGACGGUUACAGAUGAAUUCGGGAAAGAGCCUAUCCGAGCGGAAUUCGUGUGGGCCUGGGUCCCCAAGCGAUGGAAAAAAAAAUCAGUAGUAAAAAAGAGCCAGAGGAACGGUUGUGAAUAGAAAUAUGUAGAACAGUCGGUGGAAACGGCCACGCUGUGGAUACUGAGGAUAGCGAGAAUGGUAUAUGGAAACAGCAAUGAGAUUCGUUCUGGGCGUUGCUUUGUUUGCCAGAGGGCGCCCGGGGGGUGGGGGGUGGGGUGGGGUGGGGGGGUCCCCUUCCUCUGAGCCGCGUGAGGCAAUUGUUUGCUGGAAGUUGGGAACGUUCCUGAGACGGACGGCUUGGGCUUCUUGUCGUACAGAGUGUCGUUGUUGUUGUUGUUGUUGUUGUCUUUUGGCCAAAAAAAGCCACUCAGGGCUUACCUCAUGUCCGUGCCGACCGGGUGGUCCAACGUACGCGUGUAAAAGGUGAAGAAACCGGUGAUCGUUGUGGCAUACCCUCGUGUUGCUCAAGUACCAGGCUACCGCAUGCAGUAGUAGCGCAAACCUUGCGCAUAUGGUUGUGUUGUUUUGGAAGUCGGCUGGUAGGUACGAAUCACGUGUAGAGGUGGACGCCAACGCCGCGGCAGUUGUCAUCGACGGCAAGCGUCUGGGGCACACGGGGCGCAACCCUCGCUGCUACCGCCCUCGGCACCGUCCCUGCCUUCGCCUCCACUCCUCCCUCUGCCCCCUUGUCUGCCUAGAUCUACGAAUUGGAUACUGUCGU
Messenger RNA from Ectocarpus sp. CCAP 1310/34, 1517 nucleotides. The record is from the annotation of a GenBank genome assembly. NCBI's taxonomy places the organism in Eukaryota, Phaeophyceae, Ectocarpales, Ectocarpaceae.